AGACUCAGUUAACUCGCCAAUCCACGUGAGAUAUUUGCGUUUCAGUGUUUUAGAAAUUCUCUUUGCUUUUGGAUAUGAAACGUCUUUGCCAUUCCAUUUGAAUUUGAUAUUGUCUGCCGUAGUACAGCCUGGAUGCUUCAAAUCGACAUGUUUUCGCAAAGCAUUCCUCGUUUUAAAUUCUUUUUCGCAGAAAAUACAGCUAGUUACACAACUGUUGGCCAUAGUAAUAGCUUGGGUUUUAAAUUUACUACAAAUUAACAUAGAUACGCGAGUGCAAAGGUAAAACUACCAAUCAAAUUCAUUGCUUUUCGUUAAUCCAGGAAGUGACACUAUGUGAUACUUUGUGUCACUUCCUGGAUUAACGAAAAGCAUGACAUUACCUGGACAUUACCUGUGUCAGACACCGAAAAGCAUUUGACUGCUUCGUUGUUAUACUAUCGGUAUGAAUGAAUCGCAAAGCUUAUAUCACAAGAAAAGAAGAAAAGAACAAAAAAAACGAAGAAAUAAGCGGAGAAAGGAAGAACAAGCAGCAGAACGACAGGAAGAACGGGAUUUGAGGAUUGCACGUAAAGUCGAGAAACGUGUUAAAGAGUGUUUGGAAGAGAAAAAGGCAACCGAACGCAAACAGGCAGCGUCUAAAAAGCCAGCAAUAGCUCGGGUAAAGGAAAUCCAUCCCCUACAUGUUGUAAAGACGAGGGUUAACUUGGGAUCUGGAACCUUUGGUACUUGCUACCUAGGGCGAUACCGCGGCAAAGACGUCGUUGUUAAAGAACUUCUGAAACGUAGCAAAAGUGAUUCUGACAAAGAAGCAUCCAUUCGAACAAAAGCGGAGCUACUCAACGAAGCUAGAAUCAUUCAGAAUCUUGGCGAUCAUCCCGGUAUACCAUUGCUGUUUGGAAUUUGCAGUAAAAAUCUUCCAUACAAGCUAGUCCUGCAAUUCCACGGUGAGCGACAAAAUAGCAUUACCAUAGAAAAAGCGUUGACCACCCGCAAAAUACCUUCAAAAGCGGCUUGGAAACAAAUCAUUAUAAAAACUGCUGAGGYAUUGCAACAUAUUCACAACGCCGGAUAUCUGCACAACGAUUUAAAAACGAACAACGUUGUUCUUGACAGUGUUGUGUCAGAAAACGAUGUUAUUAAUUACAUUCCCGUUAUAAUUGACUUCGGUAAAAGCCGAAGCAAAUCCUGCCGAAGCCAUUCAGCAAAGAAGAUGUCGUCAGAAGAGCAAAAGAACUACUUGUUUAAGUAUCCUCGCAUUGCACCGGAGAUCUCCCGCGGAGAAGUGCAAAGUGAAUCCAGCGACAUUUACAGUUUUUCAAUCUUGGUAAAACGAGUUUUCUUAAAGAGUUCCUUCGGUACCUGUCCAGAGGUUAUUCUCCGUGCCUUGUCAGAAAGUCCAGGUAGCAGACCAUCACUCGCUGACAUAAUUAAAGUGUAUGCUACGUUGUAGUCAGUUUAUCAAGAUAAUGGCCCAUGUAGUGAACACUGGAGCUACUACAUAAUGUUUGUAAUGUUUACCCUCAAAUGUAAUCCAAACUAUUAAUCGAUUGUUGUGUGUUCUUUUUUGAUAACCACAAGUUUUAACUUUUCAACUUUUUUGAGAACUCUUGUAUCAUAUAUUAAACAUAAGUAUUUUAGAGCCAUUUUCUAUCCGCAAAAAAAAUCGCAUAUUAAA
Messenger RNA from Exaiptasia diaphana, 1675 nucleotides. RefSeq names its product mitogen-activated protein kinase kinase kinase 10-like. Gene Ontology annotation, biological process: protein phosphorylation. NCBI's taxonomy places the organism in Eukaryota, Metazoa, Cnidaria, Anthozoa, Actiniaria, Aiptasiidae. The transcript has a single exon. Gene Ontology annotation, molecular function: ATP binding; protein kinase activity. Bases 443 to 1450 code for a protein of 335 amino acids. The record is from RefSeq and is a predicted model, not a curated record.